Stylophora pistillata is the source of this 1710-nucleotide messenger RNA. RefSeq lists its product as uncharacterized. NCBI's taxonomy places the organism in Eukaryota, Metazoa, Cnidaria, Anthozoa, Scleractinia, Pocilloporidae. The record is from RefSeq and is a predicted model, not a curated record.
AUGGUGUACAAACGAUUGUCUAGGGACUGUCCACCUUAUAUGUCCCAAAUGCUCGUAAGAAAUGCAGACAUAAAUGAAAGAUCAAGCAGACAUAGAGAACUAAACCUCGUCUGUCCCACAUUCAAACAGGAGUCAGAGGGAGUGGACUCGAUCAGGUAUAGAUCUCUUGAUCACUUACAAGACCCUAAGUACGAAGUUCUUUGGGCGUGGUUAAGACCAAAACGACUCCUGCGCGGGACACCCUGCGUUACCACGGCCACGAUAUACCAUCCGUUCUUCAACGACAGCGCCAGAGACACUGCUUUGUUGGACUAUCUAUCAGCAUCCUUGACUCCUGUUGAGGGAGAAUUCCCAGGUUGCGGGAUUCUACUCUGCGGCGAUUUCAGUCGGCUAAAGUUGAAUCGUUUAGCUGCACAAUUUGGACUGCGGCAACUGGUCAACAAGCCCACUAGGGGUGAUCAGAUCCUGGACUUGGUUUUCACCAACCAACCAGAUUUGUACGACAUAAAUUCCGUUCAGAUUGUACCGCCGUUUGGUUUAUCGGAUCACAAUGUUGUCUUCGUGCACCCAACAGUUCGUGCUCCAAGGGAAGGCCCAAGUAGAAGAACCCUUUCCAAGCGGGACACUCGGGCCAGUCGCACGUCCGAGCUUGGGCGUUUCCUCGCGUCUAUCGACUGGUCAGUGGUUAACGAAGCAUCUAACUGCGAGGCUAAAUUGGCGCUGUUUACGGAUUUCAUCAAAAUUGGUCUCGACCACUUAAUGCCGGUUAAACAUGUCAGACUUCACCUGAGUGAUCCCCCGUGGGUUACUGAGCGGUUCAAGAGCCUCAUUAAGCACCGUCAACACGCCUUCUACAAUGGAGACAUGGAUCAAUACCGGCGAUAUCGAAAUGACGUCAACCGCACGCGUAAGUCACUUCGCAGUAAAUACUAUGCAAGUAAACUCGGGGACAUUUUCGAUCGCCUAAGUGACGUGGAACUAGCUAACGCCAUCAACUUAGUGUUCUUAGAACCCAUGAAGCAUUACCAACCCCUAUACGCUGUCCCUACUGUAGUGGAGGACUCCGAUAUGCCUUUAAUUACGGAAAUUGAUGUCCUACACGCUCUAAUCAAUCUAAACCCGAGGAAGGCAGCUGGACCUGACGACAUCGGUAACUGGCUUUUGAGGGAAUAUGCAGUUGCGGAAGAUUUGGUGGUACUUAGAUACGUCAGUCCAGCGGUGUUGCAGAUCAUAGACCCGAACCAAUAUGGCGGUAUUCCAAGAUCCUCCACCUUGUACGCUCUGAUUUCCAUGGUACAUAACUGGUCACAAGCCACUGAUGCCACAGGCACAGCUGUUAGAGUGGUAUUUUUCGACUAUCGUAAGCCUUUUGAUAUUAUUGAUCACAAUUUGCUGGCCAGAAAGAUCAAAGCCUUGGACAUGCCACGGUGGGUUCGCGUCUGGGUGCUGGAUUUUCUGUCAGACAGGAAACAACGUGUCAGGUUGUCAUCAGACUGCAGGUCAGAGGGGGGCUCAGUCCCCGCCAGGGUACCACAGGGGACCAAGCUUGGUCCCGGGUUGUUCUUAUUUAUGAUCAACGAUCUUGAGGUCGACGCGCUCACUUGGAAGUAUGUAGACGACACAACUAUCGCCCAAACGAAACCGCGAGGUUUGACCAGUGAUGCACAAAGCGCAGUUUCCGCUAUUGAGGCGUGGUCGAUCGAUAAAUAG